AUGUUCAGGUUUACGCGGCGCUCGCUGGCACUUGAUGGUGACUUUCAGGUGGUGGUGGAGCUCACAGGCCUCCGUGUCUUGCUGGGCCCGAAGCCCGCCACUGAAUGGUCUAACGAGGAGGAGCUCCGCCGUGUGUGCCCCAACGUCACCGGAAAGGAGCUCUUCGACGCCCUGAAGAGAGCAUGUUCCCACGCCAAGGCAAAGCUGCAGCAGAUCGAAUGGCCAUGUCUGGUGACGAACGGCAUAGCUUAUGGACUGGCAGCGAUGCAACAUGGCGGAAAGGAUCACACCACUCUGGCUCCAUGGCAGCUUAGUGUGGCGCAUGCGGUGACGGCCAAGCCGAGAGACUUCGACCAGUACGAGGCCCCGAAGGAUGAUAAGAUUGAGCCCAAGCCGAGGUACCCCACACACUUUGCAACAUGGUUGAAGCAGGCGCGGAACGAGAUCAAGAUGUUGGGUUCAGUUUUGGGCCUGGAGCACAAGAAGGAGAGACUCAAGGCCUUGGACCAGAUCGAGCGGGCGCACGAACAAGACUCAGAUGUUUGGCCAGAGAACUACUGCUACAGCCUGUGGGAGGAGCUCAAAGCCGCCUGGGUCGAGGAGUUGAGGGAGAGUCGCAGGCAACUUUGCAGGAUCCUGAACACCGACAACCCCCGCAAGGAGGACCUCAAGUUUGUGGCACUCGCGCCUGACAGUGGCUUCCAUUUCCCCAGAACCUUUGACCUAGCGCACCCUGAUGGCUAUUACCAGCAGGUAUGUGUACCACGGCAGGCAAGAGCCUUGAAGGGCAUCAUCUAUAGCCAGCUGCACCACAAGCGCCAAGCGCCUAAGGUGGGUGGCGAUCAACCUCACCUCGACGGAGACGGCCAAGGAGGUGAUGCGGGCGGCGAUGAAGAUCGAGUUGGCCGAGGUCGUGACCGUGCUGCCUAUCACCACUACGAAGGGACUGCGUUGGACCGUUUUGGCACAGCUGAUCCGACGUGGUGGAUUGAAGGACGCAUCGCUCAACUCCGGACGCAGGCGAAGGCGGAGCAUGACGAGAAGGUGAAGGACGGCGUCCAGAAGCAGGGUUGGCUACCCCCGGAAGAGUAUGAGGGGGUCCAGUACACUCAGUUGGAAGAUGAGCUGAGGGAGCUGACACGGGACCCAAUGCUUGAACCCGGGCACAAGUGCUAUACGACUUGGGACAGACGAGUCGAACACCCCGAAGCCCUUCGAAGGCUGAAGGUCCUCGAAGAGAUGGAGAAAGCGGGGACGUUCGCAAGGCUGAAUCAAUGGUCCAGCUACCUUCAGUCUCACGUGCGGGGGAGGAUGCUGAAUGCGGUCAUUGAAAAGCAGGAGAUGACUGUCGACGAGGUGCUCCUCGAGGCAACCGAGAAGGGCUGCCCGGAACUCGCACAAGAAGCUGAGAAGGUCCUCAAUGAGGAGCGUUCAGUGGGUUGGGUCGACGAUGAAAAGCAGGCAUGGAUCAGCGCACCUACCUGGUACAGGGACAAGGGCUAUGGUGAAGGUAAGUUCGAAUUCCAAUGUGGAGAUAAGCGCAUCAGCUGGCGCUACUUGGACUACAAGGACAAGCUCCCCGUCUCGGACGAGCUGGCCAGUGCGUUGGGGCUACAACCUGGAGAAGACGAAGAACGUCAAUGUCUUGUGCUUCAUCCAGCAGCAGGCAUCCGAUUAUGGGAAGGCGACUGGGACCCGGAGCGCAGGCCAACCAUUGAGGAGGUCAAGCAGAAGGCGCAAUCGUUCAGGGCAGGCCUUUGGGAUGAAGCUGCAAGAGCAGUCGCAGAACUAGGCGAUCCAGCACCGUGGAUUGGAGCACGCGAAGCUGAAGUUCGUGGCUACGCCCAUGAUUGUCUUCGAGCAAACCACGACAAGGACUACAGGCUCUUCCAGGCUUUCGUGCUGGACGAACUUCGUGAAGUCACACUCCAAUGCUGGAGGUUGAACUGCUGCGGUCAAUUCCAGGUGGACCACCUUGUGGGGAGCCAGCCAGGCAGUGAAGGGCAGAUCAUCCCAUUCCUGAUCCAUGGUGGUCACAUCCGGCUUCUCGUGCCGAAUGAGAAGGAGGAACCAAUCAAAGUGGCUGCUGAGCUAACCCUCAACGGGCAAGUGGGCAGAGAAUGGCAAUGUGAAGGCUGGAGGGAGUUCCUAGCAAAUGAGGACACAGCUGCCCCCCUUGUGCCUGGAAAACGACCCAAAUGCCCUAGAUGCCUUGACAACAACCCUAAGCAGGGGAAGGGACAGCCGCAGGUGCCAUGGAGCUUCAACGAACACCCAGUGGACACCCAGGAGCUGAUCCUGAUGGGAGCACAGACACCCUUGAAACACCGACCCUCAUUCGCGUAUGGAGUGAGGGUGCAAGAGGUCUUUGCUGGCUCAGGGACAUGGACACAGGCGAUGCGAGAAGCAGGCAUGGCAGCCAACGAGCCGGUCGAGCUGUUUGGAGACCCCCUUCAAAAGCGGGACAGGCGCAGCCACUUCGACUUGAAGGACGAGGCCGUGGCCAACCACUAUCUCCAAGCAGCAGCUGAACUUCCAGGACCAUCCACAGCGAAUGUCUGGGAAUUUGGAACGCCCUGCGCAAGCUACUGUGACAACAACAUCCUGAACGGAGGAACACGUAGCUUCACUUCGCCCGAAGGAGGCCCAGAUCCGACGAAGAGCGAGGAGGAGGGUAACUACUUCUGCGAGCUCACCUGCCGGAUGUGCGAGCUGCUCUAUGCCCAUGACAAGGAGUUCGUGCUUGAGUCCUCGAUGCCUUCAGGUAGAUAUCCCAAGAUUUGGGAUCAACCAGCCGUUCAGAGGCUGCAACAAUCGACUGGAGCUCUCAUCGUGCCGACCCACUUGUGCGAAUGGGGUGCAGCACCCAGCGACAGGCCAGAGAUGAGGUACAAAAAGGGCCAGUGGAACUUAGUGUCACCUGGCCUAUACCUCCACGCAUUGUUGUUGUCACGACGCUGCCAGGGCAAUCACAAACACAUGGACGUCAAGGGCGAGUCGGACAUCCCAGGAGUUCCUCGAACUCGUCGCGCACAGGUAUACCCUGGACGCCUCUGCAAAGGAUGGGCGCUCGUGGUGCAGGCGGCCUAUGCUGGUUGGGACACAAUCCAGGUGGCGCAAGCGCUGGAGACAGAUCAGCCAGCUCGCUCGACUUCCUACAGGACAGAUGGACGCUGCGGCAGUGCAGAGUACUCUGAGUUCCACGGAGGCAUCCAACUUCUUCGUGGGCACCAUUGCGGCAGCGUUGGAGAGAGCGAGUUCGCUCACGGAAUUCCUGGAGGCAUCAAUGUCUUCGGGCCACCACAACCGCUAGAGGGCAUCAAUGGGCGCUCUGAGGACUGGUGGGACUACCAGGAGGACACGCUCUUCCUUGUUCGCCAUCAUGUGAUGCGCAGGAGAUCUAUGUUUGGGUCGCACUAUGGUGAUUGGGUGGACUGCCCAGUGUCAGACCACUUGAUCCGUAGUGACCGCCGGACCUGGAUGUACCCUCAGAGGCGGGACCUUUCAGAGGUCGUUCCGCAAGAGAGGGUGUUUUUGGACAACUGGAGAGUUGACCUUGCAAGGCUGCGUGACAUCCCGGACGCAAUCGAGGCCGAGUAUGCCGACUGGACUGGUGCCACCACGUUCUACCUCUACGACCCGGAGAUCAGACCAGAGUUGGGGAGAGACUUGGGGCACGGGCAAGAAGAAGGGGAGGUGAAGAUCCUGAUUCUGAAGCUGAUGGGGGGCUUCAACCGGUGCUUCCAGAAGGGCGUGACAUGGCGCCGGCAUUCAGGUCACCUCGAGAGUUUCAACCCCCCACGAGGGAACAGGUGGAAGCAGCGAGGAGGUACUAUCCAGGCGGAGGUGUUUGGGACCCAUGGCAUGGUACUGGAGUAUGAGGAGGAGCAAACUUGUGGAUGGUUGGGUCAUUGCCUCGAACCCGGUGAACAAUGCCAGGUUGGCUACAUGGACGACCAGAGCUUGAUGGAGGAGCCGCGCAGUGAGGUGCUCGAUCGAGCCAUGAAGUACAUGGAACACUGCAAGAGCCACCCGAAGUAUGACACCCAGGUGAUCAGGACAGCAGUCGCCCUUGGUGAUGACCUUCUGAGAUCAGCCGGCACCUUGGAGAAGGCAAUGCAAGGUCUUCGUGAAGCAAGGCGUCGAACCAUUGGGGUCCCUACAGCAGGCGCCACUACGAAGGAGGUACUAGAAUGCUUGGACGCCAACCACGCGGACUACCUCAAGGCUAUGAACGCGGGGGGGGAGGCUGAAGGCAGAACCAUAUAUCCCUCCGCUGUGGACAACAUCGAGGAGAUUUACCAGAAGGCCUGGAAGGAUGGUCAUUGGGGCAUUGUGCUCUUCGCCUCCGACAAGACGGAAGAGUGCACCCGGAACCUCGUCGAAUGCCCGCAAGGACGACCGCGCCAUCGCCAGAUUGCCAGGAAGGCGAUCUGGUGGGGAGCCCGCCGCCCUGGGAUCAGGUGCUUCAUCGCCAAGCUGGACGUGAGCAGGGCAUUCAAAUGGCAUGAUGUCGCUCCUGAGGACACCUCGGACUUUGGGAGCGCGCUUCCUGGGGGCCCAGUUGGAGUUGAAGGAAGAGUGAAGAUGAUCUACGGGGGUCUCCCCUUUGGCUGGUGCGGAGCCCCCGGAGAAUACAUGGCCUUCGCACUGGCAGGAAGAGCGUACCACGAGAACUUCAAGCCCGCAGACGAGCAGGUCAAUGGUCCGACUCCGUUCUCCUCCGAAUGGUUGAUGGACGAUAGCGUCAUUGUUGAGCCCAUGGUGGGGGUACGGCCCUGGCAAGCCGUGGAUUCCUUGGGGCAUGCGAUCGAGAAGAUUUGGGGCCAGGCGGCGCUGAAUCUGGAGAAGCAGAUUGAGGAACAGAACAGAUCCAUGACGAUUAGACUGCCCGAGCCCAAAGCCUUGAAGAUGAGAUACCUCUUGGCGCUCCCGGAAUUGCAAUUCGGAGGACGUGAGGCCCGAGCGUGGCGGUGCUGGGACGAGAUGCUGGCGUUGCUGAGGCUGUGGUUUGAGACACCCUAUGAGGGCACCUUCGAGUCCACCAUGGAAAGCAUGCUGACUACGAGAGAGCUCUUAGCACUCCCGGGCAUGAGAGAAAGGCUGCGCUGGGUGGGAGGCGACGCCACUCCAGAGGUGGCGGGAGCCCUUGAUUGGAAGGCAAAGCACUACAUGCGCGAGGACGCCAAGGAGAUGCUUAAAGAGCCGGAGAUGAAGAUCGCCAUUGCGGAGCUACUUUGCUACGCUGGACUCGCCGCUGCUGAAAGCCAUGGAUGGCACGGUGAACUCGUCGCCUAUGCGACGGACAACCAGAAUGUUCGCUCCUGGCUCACCAAACGGCAAUCGAAGUGCGCCAUCGCACGCCACAUCAUCCGCAUCUUGGGGAUGUUGGAGGUUCGCUACCACUUCAAGACGGUGGCCUUCUACAUCAGGACCUAUCACAACGUCACCGCCGACUGGUUGAGCAGGGAGACCAAGAAGGUCGUUGAGGACAAGAUGGAGCUGGACGGUUGGAUUAAGGUCGACGUGAAGGAGGAUUGGGGCCACUACAUCGACGAGUCUGUGGCGGGCAUCUUCAGGUGGCCGGGCGGCGAAGCCCUCGGGAGUUUGACCCAAGCGGUGGAUGUGGCGCAUAAGCCCUACUGCCCGAUUGUAGCCACUGGCUGUGCUGUGGAGUUGGGCAGGGGCAGGUUGCCCUGGGCGAUCGCAUGGGAUCGACUGGGGGGUCAGGUUUGCAAGGUCGGUCAGCAGGGCACACCCAUGGACGAGAAGCUCGAGGAAUCGAACCUCAAGGGCAGCGCCCCGCUGACAGACGAGACGGACCUGGUGUGGGUGUUCGGGAGUCGGACCUACAUCAAGCAAUUCGUGAAGAAGCACCUCCCAGCGAAUGUGCUGAUUGACAUUGCAAAGGGCGGACCGGUUGAGGAGAUUAAGAACGGCUUGAUGAGGCUGAGCUACAUCGUGCACACCUUUGACUGCCUGACCACCCACUAUGGAGAUCCGGCGGCGAAGAGGAAAGUCAUUAUCCUUGGGAGCCGCGUGCGAAAAGGUGAGACCAUUCAGGAAGCCUCCAUGCCCCCAAGGCGCGCGGCUGAGCCAACUAGCAUACAGAGAACGCUGGACCCUGCGGUGGGCUCAGUGAGACCUCAGUGGCUCGACCCGGACACGGUGGUGAGCGUGAACCACAAAAUCUCCACUUCAGGAGAUCGCGUGCUCCCCUGGCCUGCAGGGCAUUUUGCUAGCAGCCAGGAUGGAGAAACCAAGGAGCUCAUCUACGACAUCCGCGGGCCUGCGUUAACCUGCAGGAGAGGCAAAUCCAUGAUUGUGCUUGAUCAUCGAGGCGCAGAAGUGCAAGCAAGGCGGCUUGGCGCAGAAGAAGAGUGGCUUCUCAAUGGUGGGCGCCUCGAGGACGUUCACAUGCUGCACGAGCUCGGGACGAAACAGGACUUCUUCAAGAAGGACGCGGCCAUGAAGUUCCCACAGCAGAGUGCCCACAGGCUGGUCGCUUGGUUCGAGCGUUGGAGGCAAGAUCGACCAGAAGCUGACCCAGCGGCGCAAGAGCGUGUGGGAGUGUGCUUCGACGCUGACAGAGCCAAGGCUGAUGAGCAGGUGAAAGCAUGGAUGAGGGCCUGGCAAGGGGAUCAUCAGAACCCUAGGGCCAGCUAUGAGAGGUGGAUGGCAACCCAGCGGCAAGACCCGGAGGCCCUCGAGAAGAUCGGAGGACGCAGGCAGACUGGGUUGAAGAGAGCGAAGUCCGCUCCCCCUGACCGUCUGGUGCUUCCAAGCGCUAUUGGGCGAGGUCUAGAACGACUUCAACUGGACGCAAAUCAGGAACUACAACGUGACCGGGCAUGGUUGGACGCAUUGGCGGCUGAGGCGGUGAUGUCUAAGCUCUCGGAGGGCACGCGUGCGGGCUACGAGGACGAGAGGAAGGCCGAUGAGGACGAGCUUCUGAGAUUCAUGACCUACCUGGCACACGUCAUGCAAGGGACAGAAGGCACCGUGAAGCAGAGGCUCUUCGCUAUCAAGAUGGGCCACCUGGUGGCUGGACACGAUGACCCCACCUUGAACCGGGUCCGCAUCUGGGCGGCGCUGAAUGGCUUCAAGCGAUGGCAACCGGAGACGAAGCGCAAGUAUCCGGUGCUCCCGGGCAUGCUUGUCUGGAUCCGUCGCCAUCUGAGCUCUUGUGACACUCUGAGCAAGGGUGAUCAAGUGAUCCUUUGGGCUGCCAUUAUGGUGGGAUUCUUCUUCCUGCUGCGGGCCUCAGAGUUCUUAGUCACGGUCGGUCGAUCGUGGGGCAGCACACGCACCCUGAAGGGCAGCGACAUUGAGGCGCGCAAGGACAACAUGCAGGUGACGAACUUCCACCAGGCGGAGGAGGUGGUGAUCUACCUUAAAGGAUCUAAGACAGAUCAAUACCAGGGCACAGUGCGCAACCAGUUCAAGAGUGGCAGCGAGUUGUGUGUGGUCAGCGCCCUCGCGGACUACCAGAGCAUCAAGCCUGAACGUUUUGCAGGAGCAGAAGAAAAUCAGCCCCUGUUCAGGUUCGAGGAUGGCAAGCCGUUGCAGCGCGGGGACAUUCAGAACUUGAUCCAGCUGGCAGCGGUGGCAGAUGGACAAUCUACGACCCGGAAGAACAAGGGCUAUGAGGCGGCGCCCCGACACCAAGAGAAGCCAAAACAAAGGGUUGCUGACACGCCAACAGGACUACAAAGCUCCAUGAAGGUGGGAUCAAUGGGCAAUGUGAGCGAGGACUAUGCCUUAGGCAACUUCGGUGACGAAGAUCACGGAGGGCAUGGCUAUGACACCUCGGAUGGCAAGACAACGACCCACGUGGAGCUCUAUGGCGAGAUCAGCUCUAACUGGCAGCCCAGCUUCAUCGAGCGCUCCGAUCGCAGCGAGCUCUUUAAGCUGCUGAGACUCAGGGACUUGAGUUGCUACCACGAGCCGCCAGGCGAAGCGUCAGAUGUUUGCCACGUCGCUUUAUUGUUUGAAGCUUUCUUUUUGCAGCUGGCUCAGGGGCGCAUCAUCUACCUCCUCCCGCCGUGCAGCGCACACCUGAAGCUCACUCAGGCCACCGCCUUGGCUUCCUCGCCACGCUUCGACCUGAAGUGCGAGCUGGAGCCCAUCAAGGUGAGCUAA
Durusdinium trenchii is the source of this 8142-nucleotide messenger RNA. NCBI's taxonomy places the organism in Eukaryota, Dinophyceae, Suessiales, Symbiodiniaceae. The record is from the annotation of a GenBank genome assembly.